UAGGAUUGCUGCUCUUCUCUGCGAGGCAAGCCUCCGCUCGCACGGGCCAAUUUCCCCAAUAUCAAAUAAGACUAAAUAAUAAAAAAGGGGAUCGAUUCGUCGCUGCGGGAGGUGACGCUCGAGCCGGGAAUGGUCGUUAAAGAAACAGGAGAGCGUUAAGAGCCAGAGCGCGGUCCGUCCUGGAUUCUUUCCACCCCCUCCCGCCCCUCCGACUCUUCCCCCCCGUCCGAGCAUCGUCGUGACUUUCGGACCCGAGAGACGCGUCAUAUUCGGACACCUCGGCGCCACCCCAAAGUCGCCAGGAUGAUAACGUCAGAGCUUUCUGUGCUCCAGGACUCAUCCAAUGAGUCGGGGGCCACGGAUGCGGUGGGACUCAGCAUGGGCAUGGCGGACAUUGAAGACCCCGAGGUGAAGGGCAAGAAGAAGCGAGGAAGGCCUGGCAAGCAAGCGCAAACGGCCAAUAAGAAGCCUCGCAAGAUGCCGGUGGACAAGGGCGUGGGCGGGGCCAGGGGGCGGGGCAAAGCCAACGGCGUGGCCCAACACAACGGCGACAGCUCGGAACCCAUCACUCUGUUCGAAGUGGUCAAGAUGGGAAAGAGCGCCAUGCAGUCCGUGGUGGACGAGUGGAUCGAGUCGUACAAGCAGGACCGAGACUUGGCCCUGCUGGAUCUCAUCAACUUUUUUAUCCAGUGCUCCGGGUGCAAAGGCACGGUCAGGAUCGAGAUGUUCCGCAACAUGCAGAACGCCGAGAUCAUUCGCAAGAUGACCGAAGAGUUUGAUGAGGACAGCGGCGACUACCCGCUCACCAUGCCGGGGCCCAUGUGGAAGAAGUUCCGUUACAAUUUCUGCGAGUUCAUCUGCGUGCUGAUCCGCCAGUGUCAGUACAGCAUCAUCUACGACGAGUACAUGAUGGACACCGUCAUCUCGCUCCUCACCGGGCUCUCCGACUCCCAGGUCCGAGCCUUCAGACACACGUCCACGCUGGCUGCUAUGAAGCUGAUGACGGCGCUGGUGAACGUGGCGCUCAACCUCAGCAUCCACCAGGACAACACGCAGCGGCAGUACGAGGCGGAGCGGAACAAGAUCGCCGGCAAGCGGGCCAACGAGAAGCUGGAGCUGCUGCUGCAAAAGAGGAAGGAGCUUCAAGAAAACCAGGACGAGAUCGAGAACAUGAUGAACUCCAUCUUCAAGGGCAUAUUCGUGCAUCGCUACAGGGACGCGAUUGCCGAGAUCCGAGCCAUCUGCAUCGAGGAGAUCGGCGUCUGGAUGAAGAUGUACAGCGACGCCUUCCUCAACGACAGCUACCUGAAGUACGUCGGCUGGACGCUGCACGACCGGCAAGGCGAAGUGCGUCUCAAGUGCCUGAAAGCUCUGCAGAACCUGUACACAAACCGGGAACUUUUCCCCAAGCUCGAGCUCUUCACCAACCGCUUCAAGGACCGUAUUGUGUCAAUGACGCUGGACAAGGAGUACGACGUGGCUGUGGAGGCCAUCCGACUGGUCACUCUCAUCCUGCAGGGCAGCGAGGACGCACUGUCCAAUGAGGACUGUGAAAACGUCUACCACCUGGUCUACUCUGCCCAUAGGCCCGUGGCCGUAGCCGCCGGCGAGUUCCUGCACCGCAAGCUCUUCAGUCGGCACGACCCGCAGGCGGAAGAGGCGCUGGCCAAGCGCAGAGGCCGCAGUAGCCCCAACGGGAACCUCAUACGCAUGCUGGUGCUCUUCUUCCUGGAGAGCGAGCUUCACGAGCACGCGGCCUACCUGGUGGACUCCUUGUGGGAAAGCUCCCAGGAGCUCCUGAAAGACUGGGAGUGUAUGGCCGAGCUGCUGCUGGAGGAGCCCGUGCAGGGCGAGGAUUUGCUGUCGGACCGACAAGAGAGCGCGCUAAUCGAGCUGAUGGUGUGCACCAUCCGGCAGGCGGCCGAGGCCCACCCGCCCGUGGGCAGAGGCACCGGUAAAAGGGUGCUAACAGCCAAGGAGAGGAAGACGCAAAUAGACGACAAGAACAAACUGACGGAGCACUUCAUCAUGGCGCUGCCCAUGCUGCUGUCCAAGUACCAAGCCGACUCGGAGAAAGUGGCCAACCUGCUGCAGAUCCCGCAGUUUUUCGACCUGGACGUGUACAGCGCCGGGCGCAUGGAGAAGCACUUGGACGGGCUGCUCAAGCAGAUCCGGCUGGUGGUGGAGAAGCACAUCGAGAUGGACGUGCUGGAGGCGUGCAGCAAGACCUACAGCAUCCUCUGCUCCGAGGACUACACCAUCAUGAACCGCGUGGACAUCGCCCGCUCGCAGCUCAUCGACGAGAUGACGGAUCGCUUCGCGCACUCCGUGGAGGACCUGCUGCAGGAGGCCGAGGAGGCCGACGACGACGACAUCUACAACGUUUUAUCCACCCUCAAGAGACUCACGGCCUUCCACAACGCUCACGACCUGACGCGCUGGGACCUCUUUGGCAACUGCUACCGUCUGCUGAAGGCCGGCAUCGAGCUGGGCUCCAUGCCGGAGCAGAUCGCCGUGCAGGCGCUGCAGUGCUCCCACUACUCCAUCCUCUGGCAGCUGGUCAAGAUCACCGAGGGGGCUCCCAGCAAGGAUGACUUGCUGGCCCUCAGGAGAGUGGUCAAGUCGUUCCUCGCCGUGUGCCAGCAGUGCCUGUCCAACGUCAACACGCCCGUCAAAGAGCAGGCCUUCAUGCUCCUCUGCGACCUGCUGAUGAUCUUCAGCCACCAGCUGACGACGGGCGGCCGCGAGGGCCUCCAGCCGCUGGUCUUCAACCCGGACGGCACGCUUCAGAACGAGCUGCUCAACUUCGUCCUGGACCACGUCUUCAUCGACCAGGACGACGAGAGCCAGAGCAUGGAGGGCGACGAGGAGGACGAGGCCAACAAGAUCGAGGCCCUGCACAAGAGGAGGAACCUGCUGGCAGCUUUCUGCAAACUCAUCAUCUACGACAUCGUCGACAUGCCGGCGGCUGCCGACAUCUUCAAGCACUACAUGAAGUAUUACAACGACUACGGCGACAUCAUCAAGGAGACCCUGAGUAAAACCAGACAGACUGACAAGAUCCUCUGUGCCAAGACGCUCAUUCUCAGCCUGCAGCAGCUCUUCAACGAGCUGUUGCAGGACCAGGGCCCCAACCUGGACCGCACGUCGUCACACGUGAGCGGUAUCAAGGAGCUGGCCCGCCGCUUCGCCCUCACCUUCGGCCUGGAUCAGAUCAAAACCAGGGAGGCCGUGGCCACGCUGCACAAAGAUGGAAUCGAGUUUGCCUUCAAGUACCAGAAUCCUCGUGGACCCGACUUUCCUCCCAUCAACUUGGCCUUCCUGGAGGUCUUGAGCGAAUUCUCCUCCAAGCUGAUCCGCCAAGAUAAAAAGACAGUUCACUCGUACCUGGAGAAGUUCAUGUCGGAGUCCAUGCCCGAGCGGCGGGAGGACGUGUGGCUGCCGCUGAUCUCGUACAGGAACAGCUUGCUGACGGGCGGCGACGAGGACCACAUGUCGGUCACGUCGGGCUCCAGCAGCAAGACGGGCUCCGUGCGCAGCAAGAAGGGUCGGCCGCCGCUCCACAAGAAACGCGUCGAAGAAGAGAGCAGCAGCGUGGAGGGCUCGUGGCUGAUGCGCAACGACACCUUGCAGACGCCCGGCGCGCUGCCAACCCCUCAACUCACCUCCACCGUCCUUCGAGAGAACAGGCCCGCCGAGCACAUGCCCGACCCCGACUCGGAACCCGGCUCGGAGAACGACUUUGUGCACAACCCUCAGAUGCAGAUGUCGUGGCUCGGCCAGCAGAAGAUGGAAGAGGUGAGCAGGAAGGACCGCAUGGCCGUCAACUACAUCAAGUCACGGAGCAAUCAGGGCGUCCGGCAGACCGUGCGCGGGCUGAUGGAGGAUGACGCCGAGCCCAUCUUCGAGGACGUGAUGAUGUCAUCGCGGGGUCAACUGGAGGACAUGAACGAGGAGUUUGAAGACACCAUGGUCAUCGACCUGCCGCCAUCGAGGAACAGACGCGAGCGAGCGGAACUAAGACCGGACUUCUUCGACUCGGCAGCCAUGAUUGAGGACGAGUCGGGGUUCAGCAUGCCCAUGUUCUGAUGGCCGCAAUGGUUGCAAAAGGAAUCGAGAGAGAGAAAAAAAAGCGCCUUCUGAUCAGGAAGUCAAACGACAGCGGUGGUGUGGUAGAUCCACGUGAGCUGUCAAUCACACUCCUAUCCCAAGAAGGUAUUGUACAAGUUCUUCACCUCUGGACACCCGGUCCUCUUUCGCGUUGGACAGUUUGAAAAAGUGUUGGCCGGGUGUUCCGUUCUGUACAGCCCCGUGCCCCUCCCCUCCCCUCUCCUUCCCUUGUGUUGCACUUUGGUCCACCCACAUCAGUUCAAACAAAGAGUGGACGUCAAGUCUACAUGGUCUAUAUCUGUGGUCUUAUCACCCCCCUCGACUCCCCCCCCCCCACCACCACCACCACCCUGUUGCGCUCUUGGAGUUACUCUGCACACAAAUAACAGUUUUUGUAUCGUAAAAACAAAAACGAGAAAAAUACAUUUCUAAUUCUGUAGCUUUAGUACAAAAAGUUUUAAAACCAAGUGUUUGUACAGCGUUUUCUUCUCGAAUGUGUAUUCUCGUUUGUUGCCAAAUGGUGGCCUACAUACAAACAUGCUCUUCUGGAUCUUAUCCCGAUCCCUUCAUUUUUUUUGGGGGGGUCCUCUCCCUUCCCUCACUGCUUCAGUAUUUGCUGUCGCUCCCUCGCCGCCGCAGACAGUGUUUGAUUCGUGUCGGUGCAUCACAAAUGUUGUUUGAAUGUGUCUUCGAGUUUUGCUUGUGUAAAUAUCACAACGGUCCGCGGAGCCCUAACGUGCUCUCAAAAGACUCUUUUUGUUUUUUUUCUGUCGACCUUCAAUUGUUUUUACGAAAAUAAAACGUGUACUCAAUUUA
Messenger RNA from Syngnathus typhle (broad-nosed pipefish), 4926 nucleotides. RefSeq names its product STAG1 cohesin complex component a (gene stag1a). Gene Ontology annotation, molecular function: chromatin binding. Bases 304 to 4089 code for a protein of 1261 amino acids. The transcript has 31 exons. Gene Ontology annotation, cellular component: chromatin; nucleus; cohesin complex. The record is from RefSeq and is a predicted model, not a curated record. NCBI's taxonomy places the organism in Eukaryota, Metazoa, Chordata, Actinopteri, Syngnathiformes, Syngnathidae. Gene Ontology annotation, biological process: sister chromatid cohesion.